Messenger RNA from Poeciliopsis prolifica (blackstripe livebearer), 1396 nucleotides. RefSeq names its product CD164 sialomucin-like 2 (gene cd164l2). NCBI's taxonomy places the organism in Eukaryota, Metazoa, Chordata, Actinopteri, Cyprinodontiformes, Poeciliidae. The record is from RefSeq and is a predicted model, not a curated record. Gene Ontology annotation, cellular component: cytoplasmic vesicle. The transcript has 6 exons. Bases 168 to 635 code for a protein of 155 amino acids.
UGUUACCAGAUUCUCCUGGUCUCUUUCUCGGUGCGUCCUCGCCAGGGACCAUAACUCUUUUGGAAACUUUGGAUUCCCUUUUAAGGACUGGCUGGAGGUAGUUCACUUUUUGCUGAGAGUUUGCUCAAGUUUUUGGGUGUGAACUCCAGACAUUGGUGUUCAUCACAAUGGAACAUUUAGUACCAAGGCUCCUUUUUCUGUCUGUGCUGCUUCUGGCAGCGGUUCCUUUUGCACACUCACAGUCAGAUUGUUCCCAGGCUGAGUCAUGUGAUCUGUGUGUUGGGGACUCCAUGCUUAACCUGACAGGCUGUGUCUGGAGGCUUUGUCCAACUGGUAAUGACACGGGCGUGUGUGUCACUGAUCAGGGGGAUUCUUCUGACAAUGGCAUGAACUGCAGCUGGACCAGAGUUUCUGAACUGUGCACAGCUGUGGAGAGUGCUGCCGCCGGUGGAGACUCAGGUGGUGACAGCAGCUCCGACUCAACCUCUGAGUUCUCCCAGGCCAAGUUUGACAUGUCCAGCUUCAUAGGCGGGAUCAUACUGGUGCUGUGCCUGCAGGGUGGCGGCUUUCUCGCCAUGCGCUUCCUCAAAACCAAAGAGCAGAGCAACUAUGACCCCAUAGAGCAGCCACAGUGAGGACAAGAUGUUUGAAGGGCAGACAGGAUGGAGGACAGCAGCAGCGGCGGCAGCGGCAGAGCGUGACUCAUCGAGUAAUGACGACAAGAUAUUUUUGUGUUGUUGUUUUUUGAGCCCCUGUCAUUUUUGGUUUGGUGCCCUUCAUAAACCCCUGUGGGAUGGCUGUGUUUAUGAGAAACAUUUUUUGACCUAGAUUUUGACUAUAUUUAUGCUUGUAUUUACUGUCCGUCAGUAGCUUUGAGAUGCAUGCUGGGUGAGCAAUGCACAGCUAUGGAGAAGGGGUCACACAACUUUGUGCAGACAGUAGGUCAGAAAAAAAAAGCUUCACAAAUACUCUUGUUCAUAAAAGAGACAGUUUCAUGUGCGACUAAGAAGCGCUGCAAUACAAAUUUUCUUGCUUUACAGUGGAGUUUUAACGUUUGUGAACUGGCUUUUAUUUGUUUGUUUGUUUUAUUUAUUUAGAAUUUAUCAUCUUGGCACAUUACGCGUUAGCACAACUGUCUUCAGAAGACAGGACAUUCCUUCGCAAACUCCUUCGAAUCGAGUUUCCUGCCCCAAAAGAAACUAAUUGGAAAUAAAGUUAGGCUUUCAGCAAUGACUUAAGUUUUGUCGUUUUUAUUAAAACUUAACAAUGAUCAAAUCGACCAUUUUAUUUAGAAUUGUGUAACGUUGUUAAUUUGACUAUUUUUCUUGUUUUCGUAACGCUGACACACUUUUCCUGUUUCCAGCGCAGCAAAAUAAAACACCAAACCUUGAUACUA